This is a messenger RNA of Caenorhabditis briggsae, 180 nucleotides long. The transcript has 2 exons. Bases 1 to 180 code for a protein of 59 amino acids. Lineage: Eukaryota; Metazoa; Nematoda; Chromadorea; Rhabditida; Rhabditidae. The record is from RefSeq and is a predicted model, not a curated record.
AUGGUGACAACCAUGAUGAAGAUUCUUGUUCUGGCCGUACUGCUAGAAGCCACUUCUGCAUUCGUCCCAAUCAAUCCAGAAACUCUCACCGGACAAGCUCUCGUUAACUAUGUCAAUUCUGCCCAAUCCAUGUUCACCGCUGAAUAUUCCAACAAAAAAUUUACAGUUUUUAACGUUUAA